ACGAAUGCCUGGUCAGGCCGCUCUAUAUACAUAUGCACGCAGUGCGGGGUAGAUAGCCCAUCUGAUAAUCUCUCUGUUCGGUAACCUUUCCGCCCGACUAAACAUACCGCUUAUGCAACAGGCGCAGCCUGUGGCAGCUGGUGGUGUAUCACACGCGUCUCCCUCCGGAGCGAACAACGUGCCCUCCCAGCUCGCAGAAACACAGGCUAUGCCAGACACCCCAACGCCAACCCGUUGGCGAUCCAGGGACAUGAUGCAGCCUAUUAUUAGUGAUAGAGGUGCGGAGAUUAUGAGUAUAGAUGAAAAGGAAGGCCGGUGAGGCCAGAAGCAGAAUCAGGCAACGGAAGACCUUACAGAACACAUUGAUUGGUAGGUGUCAC
Messenger RNA from Aspergillus glaucus CBS 516.65, 380 nucleotides. RefSeq lists its product as uncharacterized. The transcript has a single exon. The record is from RefSeq and is a predicted model, not a curated record. Lineage: Eukaryota; Fungi; Ascomycota; Eurotiomycetes; Eurotiales; Aspergillaceae. Bases 113 to 319 code for a protein of 68 amino acids.